AUGUGCAAAAACAAACAAGUGGAUGUCAACAGCAGACAUCGCCUCCACAGCAUGGUUCUCGUGCCCAUGGACACACCAGGAGUGAUUCGAGUGAGGCCACUCACCGUGUUUGGACAGGAUGAUGCCAUCCACGGGGGCCAUUUUGAAGUACACUUUGAGAAUGUGCGUGUUCCCACAUCCAACAUAAUUCUAGGAGAAGGCCGGGGUUUUGAGAUCGCCCAGGGCCGUCUGGGUCCAGGCCGGCUGCACCACUGCAUGAGGGCGGUGGGCUGCGCAGAGAUGGCGCUGGAGCUGCUCUGCCACCGAGCCGCUUCCAGACGCACCUUUGGAAAGACCCUCUACCAACACGAGGUCGUGGCUCACUGGAUAGCGGAGUGCCGUCUGAUGAUCGAGCAGACCCGUUUGCUCACGCUGUACGCGGCUCACGCACUGGACACGAAGGGAAGUCGAGCUGCACGUAAACAGAUUGCCAUGAUUAAAGUGGCAGCAGCCAGGAUGUCUUGCAAAGUGGUGGAUUGUGCCAUUCAGGUGUAUGGAGGAGCAGGGGUGUCUGGUGACUUUCCAUUGGCUCAAAUGUACGCCUACGUCCGAACACUGCGCAUCGCUGAUGGACCUGACGAAGUGCACCUCUCGUCUAUUGCUCAACUGGAACUGCGGGAUCAGCUGAAGAAAACACAAGCCAGACUUUAA
This is a messenger RNA of Knipowitschia caucasica, 690 nucleotides long. NCBI's taxonomy places the organism in Eukaryota, Metazoa, Chordata, Actinopteri, Gobiiformes, Gobiidae. The record is from the annotation of a GenBank genome assembly.